UUCUGCCCCCGGGUUUAUUGUGGUUUUGCAAUUUCUUGUUCCCAGUAGUUCUUCGCACUCGCUGCCAAGUCCGAACCCGCGCGAGUACAAUUUCAUAGAGAGAAUCCAAUGAGUUUCUCAGAAAGAGUAAACUAGAGAAAAUGGACCGGGUCCCUGCGGCAAACGACCUCUCCUUCCGGGUCGGGUUCACCGGGCACAGUGGCCACCUGCGGAUUGAACCUCUCCCUCCUGUUGAACGCCCCAGUCCUCUCCACUCUCUCCCCGAUUUCAUUCUCCCGCCAGCAUUCCCUAAGGAAACACCAGAAACAAUAAAGGAGCAUAUAAAGGAGAAAUAUUUACUUCCCAGGUUGGAUGAAGAUGCUUUUUCUCCGCAGAAAGCUGGUAGACAAUGGGAAUUUGACUGGUUUGACAGAGCUGAAAUUCAGCUGGAGCCAUCAAUUCCGCGGACUGUAAUUGUUCCAUCUUGGCAAAUGCCUUCAAAGCGGAACAAAUACAAAUCAGCGUUGGAUAGGUGGGAGCCUGAGUCGGUGGAGGUGGAUGUAUCAGAAUUGACAGUAGGGGCUGAGGAUUCUGGUGCUUUGCCACGUAUAGUUGGCCCUGCAAAGGAUUUUGUCAGAGGAAGUAUCAAUAAUCGUCCCUUUCGCCCAGGUGGGCUGGGUAAGACUGAUUCUUUAGAGAAGAUUCUACCUGAUGGUGCUUGCAAUGGUGAAUGGGCACUUGAGCUUCUCCAUGGGGGUCCAGCACAAGUCAUUCCCCCAGGCUUUAGAGAUGGACUGGAUCUAGGUCAGCUUGAGGCUCAUUCUUACACGUGGAAUGUUUAUGAGGAAACAAGUUUGAACAAGAGCACGUCAGAUGUGAAUCUGAACGAGAUAUCGGUGCAGUUCGAUGACUUGUUCAACAAAGCUUGGGAAGAUGAUGUCAUGAACUUCAUGGAAGACGGUCAUGUGCCGGAGUCAGAACCUCAGAUGGAGUCUGCCCAUGAAUUUCUUCAAAUAAAAACAAAAGAAGAAGAGUUACAUGCAGUUGAUGAUGUUAUCAAGAAAGAAUCAAUUCUAGAUGAAAUUUUGUCUCUUGGCUCUCCAGACUCGAAACCAAGAUUGGAUGGAGAUACGAAUAUCAGCGGGGAACAGCAGAAAGAGGGUUGGGCUCUUAGUGGUGGCAGUGAAGGAAUUGCAGAACGGUUCCAUGAACUUGUUCCUGAUAUGGCGCUUAAUUUUCCUUUCGAACUUGAUCCUUUCCAAAAGGAGGCCAUAUUUUAUCUUGAAAGAGGGGAUUCUGUUUUUGUGGCAGCUCAUACAUCAGCUGGAAAGACAGUUGUCGCAGAAUAUGCAUUUGCUCUGGCUUCAAAACACUGCACAAGAGCUGUAUAUACUGCUCCUAUUAAGACCAUCAGCAAUCAGAAGUACAGAGAUUUUUGUGGAAAAUUUGAUGUUGGCCUGCUCACUGGUGAUGUUAGCUUGAGGCCCGAGGCCUCCUGUCUCAUCAUGACCACUGAAAUAUUAAGAUCAAUGCUCUAUAGGGGUGCUGAUAUCAUACGCGACAUAGAAUGGGUUAUAUUUGAUGAAGUGCAUUAUGUUAAUGAUGUCGAAAGAGGUGUGGUUUGGGAAGAAGUUAUCAUCAUGCUUCCUAGGCAUAUCAAUUUCGUGCUACUUUCAGCCACGGUACCAAACACAAUUGAAUUUGCUGAUUGGAUUGGUAGGACAAAGCAAAAGCAAAUUCGUGUUACUGGGACAACCAAAAGACCAGUACCCCUGGAGCACUGCCUUUUCUACUCCGGAGAGCUUUAUAAAAUUUGUGAAAAUGAAAAGAUUAUCCCUCAGGGGUUAAAAGCUGCCAAAGAUGCACACAAGAAGAAGAACUCAGUCACGGUGACUGGCACAGGAUCUCAUUCUGGGGGGACAGCAUCCAAUGAUAGAACCAGGAAUCAGAGACGUGAAAAUUCUUUUCAUGCAAAACAGAACAAGCAUUCUGGAUUCCAGAACAUGAUAGACUCCUCUGGGGCUAAUCGGGGGACUCAAACCAGUGGUAGUAACAAUUGGGGUUCGAGGAGAUCAGAAGCUUCCAUAUGGUUGUCGCUUAUAAAUAAGCUCUCAAAGAGAUCUCUGUUACCUGUGGUUAUAUUCUGCUUUUCGAAGAACCGCUGUGAUAAAUCAGCUGACAACUUGACUGGGACUGACCUCACAACUAGCUCUGAGAAAAGUGAAAUUCGUGUCUUUUGUGAUAAAGCAUUUUCAAGGCUCAAAGGAUCAGACAGAAAUCUGCCACAGGUUGUUAGAGUUCAGGGACUUCUCAGGAGAGGAAUUGGUGUACACCAUGCAGGGCUUCUUCCAAUUGUCAAGGAAGUUGUCGAAAUGCUUUUUUGUCGUGGUGUAGUCAAGAUUCUGUUCUCAACGGAGACAUUUGCGAUGGGAGUGAAUGCUCCAGCUAGGACGGUUGUCUUUGAUUCUUUAAGGAAAUUUGAUGGCAAAGAAUUUCGGGGAUUACUGCCCGGUGAAUAUACCCAGAUGGCUGGUCGUGCGGGCAGGAGAGGACUUGAUAAAAUUGGUACGGUUGUUGUUCUGUGCCGUGAUGAAAUUCCUGAAGAGAAGGAUUUGAAACAUGUUAUAGUUGGUAGUGCAACUCGGCUUGAAUCUCAGUUUCGACUCACCUAUAUUAUGAUCUUGCAUCUGCUUCGUGUUGAAGAAUUAAAGGUGGAAGACAUGCUCAAAAGAAGUUUUGCAGAAUUUCAUGCUCAGAAGAAACUUCCAGAGAAAGAACAACUUCUGAUGCGAAAGCUUGCUCAACCUAGAAAAAAUAUUGAAUGCAUAAAGGGCGAACCAGAAAUAGAGGAUUAUUACGAGAUGUACUCAGAGGCUGAAAGGUAUAGCAACAAGAUCACAGAGGGAAUCAUGCUGUCCCCAGUUUCCCAACAAUAUCUGACACCGGGAAGGGUGGUUGUGGUGAAAGCACAACUGGCCCAAGAUCACUUACUAGGAGUCAUUGUGAAAUCGCCUUCAGCUAAUUAUAAGCAAUACAUAGUCUUGGUGCUGGCUCCUGAAUUGCCUUCAAUGUUGAAGACUUCAUCCGAUGGUAGAGAGAAAAACAGUGCUGAUUUCCAAGUAUUAGUACCAAAAUCAAAACGUGGCUUGGAAGACGAUUAUUAUUCUUCAGUCACAUCCCGCAGAGGAUCUGGUAUUGUCAAUAUAAAAUUACCUCACCGUGGUUCUGCUGCAGGAGUGAAUUAUGAGGUUAGAGGGGUUGAGAAUAAUGAGUUCUUAUCGAUAUGUAACUGCAAAAUAAGGAUAGAUCAAGUUCGGCUACUUGAAGAUGUUAGUGCUGGUGCCUAUUCAAAUACAGUGCAGCAGUUGUUGACUCUGAAGUCUGAUGGAAAUAAGUAUCCGCCAGCUCUGGAUCCUGUGAAAGAUUUGAAGCUGAGAGACAUAAAGGUUGUUGAAGAUUAUUACAAAUGGACUAACUUAUUGCAGAAGAUGGCACAAAGUAAGUGCCAUGGUUGUGUCAAACUGGAGGAAAACAUUAUUUUAGCUCGGGAAUUGAAACGACAUAGGGAGGAAGUGAAUGCUCUUAAAUUUCAAAUGUCAGAUGAAGCACUUCAGCAGAUGCCCGACUUCCAGGGUCGGAUUGAUGUUUUGAAGGAAAUUGGAUGUAUAGAUUCUGAUCUUGUAGUGCAAGUUAAAGGUCGUGUUGCCUGUGAAAUGAAUUCCGGGGAGGAGUUGAUAUGUACAGAGUGCUUAUUUGAGAAUCAACUGAAUGAUUUGGAACCAGAAGAAGCUGUGGCAAUAAUGUCCGCCUUUGUCUUUCAGCAGAAGAGCACUUCUGAACCUUCUCUUACACCAAAGCUCUCUCAAGCUAAAAAGAGAUUGUACGAUACGGCAAUAAGACUUGGAGAGCUUCAGGCAAAAUUCAAAUUGCAGGUUGAUCCUCAGGAAUAUGCCCAAGAGAAUCUUAAGUUUGGUCUAGUUGAAGUUGUAUAUGAAUGGGCAAAGGGUACCCCAUUUGCUGAUAUAUGUGAACUUACCGAUGUUCCUGAAGGCAUGAUUGUCAGGACGAUAGUAAGGUUGGACGAAACAUGCCGUGAAUUCAGAAAUGCAGCAGCAAUCAUGGGUAAUUCUGCUCUUUACAAGAAAAUGGAAACUGCUUCUAAUGCAAUAAAGAGGGAUAUUGUUUUUGCUGCGAGCUUGUACAUUACGGGCGUUUAGUUCUAUCCAAGUCCAAAGGCAUUGGUUCAUGCGAAUUCUAAUAUUAGCUAUUUGUUGUACACUAUGAAUGCUUUUGCUAAGUUCGUGCAAAGUGAGACUUCUUUUAUCAUGUGAAAAAUAUUUUUUAAGUUUGAGAGAACAGGGAAAGAAAUAUUAGCUCUUUGACGGAGAUGUUCUAAUUUUUGUGCUAUUAAAUUGGAUUACUUUUCUGGAGAAA
This is a messenger RNA of Sesamum indicum (sesame), 4413 nucleotides long. RefSeq names its product RNA helicase, ATP-dependent, SK12/DOB1 protein. Gene Ontology annotation, biological process: nuclear-transcribed mRNA catabolic process, 3'-5' exonucleolytic nonsense-mediated decay. Gene Ontology annotation, cellular component: Ski complex. NCBI's taxonomy places the organism in Eukaryota, Viridiplantae, Streptophyta, Magnoliopsida, Lamiales, Pedaliaceae. The record is from RefSeq and is a predicted model, not a curated record. Gene Ontology annotation, molecular function: RNA helicase activity; RNA binding; ATP binding.